CUACGCAUUUACUGUGUACCAGAAGGCAGACACAUUUGAGUAGAGGGAACAAACAAAAUACUACUUGAAAUGAGAAAGAGAUCUUCAAAUCGCAACACCGUCUAACAAGAUCAACAUUUUGCAUUACAAAUCGAUCGGGAACAGAAGAAAUUUCCUGUAGGACGAGGAGGAAGAACAUGCUGCCCACAUCUUCAUCAUUUAAGGCCCGUUCGGGCUCCCAUGCCCGGCCCAAUUCUUUCCUACCUCAUUACCUCCGCAGAAUAGUCAAGUGGCAACAAAUGGAUGUUGAAUAUACUUUCUGGCAAAUGCUUCACCUAUGCACGUCGCCUAAAGUAGUGUGGGUAUCCAUAUCUCUUGUCGUAUCAUAAUCAUCCAUAUUAUAAAUGCUUGCGGUGUUCAAGGUUAAUAUAUUUAUUUAUAAUAACAUAAAAUACAACGCCAUUCAAUGUUCCUAGAGUACUUAGGAGAGAUGCAUUUCCUUCCUCUUUGGUCCUGGUUGUUGGACAAUCAUUUAAGCCUAUGUUUUGUUCCUACUCAUGUGUUUUUAGAAAUUUAGUGAUGUUACGGCAUGGAUCAAGUCUACUGACUAAAAUUUCACUAUGGGAUUGGCAACUUGUAGUAGGCAACUAGGCAUCCUCGUGUUACAUGCAUUUAAGAAUCUGCUUUGGUUUCAUGAUAUUGCAUCAUGUUAUAUUCUCACAAAUAUUACCCUUCUACGACUAAUAUAAAAUCAGAUGACUGGAUGGAGUACUUUGAUAUGUAUUAUCUUGGCUUCUAAUAACAUGUUUCCAUAUUUUGCAUGUCAACAUGAACGAUGCUUGCAGAUAUCAGCAUACCAAAUAUCACAAACAAACAAAGAAUCAAUGGGCGCGCGAUGAUCCUGCAUUUGUUGUGAUAUGUAGUCUUCUUUUGUCAGUUUCCACAAUUGCUUAUUGUGCUGCGUAAGCAUCUUCUACGCUCUGACCUCUUCCUGUUGUGGCUGCUUUCAUUAUCUUCACAUGGAUCUCGUUAUGGAUAGUUUAAGUAACCUAAUAAAUGAAUCCUUUUUCCACCAACUAAUUCAUAUUUUAUGAAAUUUUUAUCUUAUUAUACUUCUGCUGGUAGCUCGUUGACUCCCCCUGCCCCUUCCUCGAUUCAUUAUUUCAGAGUGUUGUCACGUAUAGUUUGUCAUCUGUUAUGCUCUCAUUGUUGUCUUUUAUUGGUUUCAGGUAUGAUCACAGUGCAGGACAUGCAGUUUUUGUUGUUAUUUCUGUAUUGCUAUUCCAUUUUCUUGUAACAGGCGCAAUUUUGGCUACUUGCUGUUGGUUUUUCACUAACAAUUAUCUCCGAGAAGAAGCUUUGAACAGCCAUGUGGUGGAGCAACGGGUGGAAUGGUUGUAUGCCUUUGACGUACACUGCAACUCUUUCUUCCCAGUGUUUGUACUGCUUUAUGUCGUUCAUUAUUUUCUUUCACCUCUGCUGGUCGCCCAUGGUUUUGUUCCUGAAUUGCUGUCGAAUCUACUAUUCAUGGUGGCUGCUUCCUACUAUCAUUACCUAAAUUAUUUGGGUUAUGAUGUAUUACCAUUCCUGGAGAGGACCACUUUGUUCCUGUAUCCAAUUGGUGUUGUUUUUGUUCUUUCCCCUAUAUUAAUUCUGACUGGAUUCAACCCUUCGAGACAUGCCAUGAACAUGUAUUUCAGUCGAGUGCUCUAGAUUUAGUCAAUUCUGCCUCAAGAAGCUACUGGUGACCCAAAAAUAUAUUGUGAAAAUGAAAAAGGUACAAGUUCCUUGUGAUUUUCCGUUUUGUAAUAUUUGAGGGGAGGAUUUUGUCUUGGGGAAGCAUUGUUUUGUAUGCUAAGAGAGAAUACAAUCAAGCAGGAAAGACUUCAGUGAAUAUUUCUCCUAACUGAAGAGAGUAAACUUAGUGUUGGAACUGUGUAAUGAUCUUUUCCCUUCAUGAUUCUUACACUAUGAUGCAAAAAGUACAUUGAAGUUGAUUCACCUAGUGAAUGUUCAUAAUAGAUUUUGCCCUUCAAAUUUGCACUUCUUCUUCUUCUUCCUUU
This is a messenger RNA of Striga asiatica, 2042 nucleotides long. The record is from the annotation of a GenBank genome assembly. NCBI's taxonomy places the organism in Eukaryota, Viridiplantae, Streptophyta, Magnoliopsida, Lamiales, Orobanchaceae.